This is a messenger RNA of Oppiella nova, 6948 nucleotides long. NCBI's taxonomy places the organism in Eukaryota, Metazoa, Arthropoda, Arachnida, Sarcoptiformes, Oppiidae. The record is from the annotation of a GenBank genome assembly.
UGAGGUGUUUGUGUGACUGCAAUGAGUGAACGACCCCUUAAUGUCAUGUUUGAAACAAUGGAUGAAAAGUGGACUCAAAACUCAAAAAUGUUUUAAUCAUUGAAUCUAAUCGUCAUUUUUGGCUCAAAUUUGUCUGCAAUGGAAGCGAUGGAGUGAUGGGAAGGGAUGGCCGGCAAAUAUCACUGUAAUUAUUGCGAUGAAGACAUCAAUGAUAUUCGUGUCAAAUGCAACGAAUGCCAAGACUUCGACCUCUGUCUGCAGUGCUUUUCGUGCGGAGCGGAGAUCGGGUCCCAUAGGAGUCGACACUCGUAUCAGUUGAUUGUGAGUCCAUUUACACCAUUGAGGGGUUGUCGAGAUUGCGGAACGUUUCCUAUAUUGACCACAACCCACAAGUGGAGGGCUUUGGAUGAGAUCGCGCUCUUGGAGGCCAUCGAGCAGUACGGGUUCGGUAACUGGACAGCCAUUGCGGACAGUGUCGGUCUCAAAGACGUGACGUCCGAUGAGGCCAAAGAACACUACUGUAGUUACUAUGUGUUGGGCAGCAUCGGGAGGGCCGUCUGGAAUCAGGUGAACACGGAUUCCUCGGUGGCGAUGCGCGACCACACGUGUCCUAAUGACGGCCCCCUCUCUCCCGGUCUCACCACUCCUCUGCCGGCCAUCACAGAAGUGAGUCGUCAGGACGAGGACGCGUUGGGGUAUUUGCCGAAAAGGGAUGACUUCGAGAGGGAGUUCGACAACGAGUGCGAGUCCUUAGUGUCGACCCUUUCGGUGAAUAACAGUGAAGACGAUGACCUCGAGAUUAGCUUAAAGUUAGCCCACGUUUCGAUGUAUCAGAAAAGACUGAAAGAGAGGUUUGAAAGGAAAGGGAUCGCUCGGGAGUACGGACUAGUCAGCCAUUUCUUCAAGAGUCACAACUCAUUCAAAGAUCUAAACCAUUCAACGCCUCAAAAGAACGCCAAUUGUCUCAACAAAAAGAACUCAAAGCAGAGCUCAUCCCAAGAAAGCGAAAGCGAAUCCCCUUUGAAGAGUGCUUUUGAAGAGAAAUAUAAACCAUUCAUAAGAUUUCAAUCGGAAGAGGAAAGUCGAGAGUUAUUUAAAAACAUGAAACGCGAGAAAGAAUUGAAGGCAAAGAUCAAAGAACUGAUGAGAUAUCGGAAGAAUGGAUUGAAGCGCAGGAGUGAAGUGAUUGGCUUCGAGUCGGCCCGAAAUAAGCGCCAAAAGCGCAAAGAAAACAAAAAGAAAUCGGUUAGUGAUGUGCUGUUGUCACCACUCAUAUCAGAAUUGUUUAUAUGCUUUAGUUUUCAGACUCCAAGCGCCGCCGCAAGUAUUGGCUCCGUUCACAAGCGAUCGUUAGGAACGGCCACCAAAACAGGCGAACCAACAAAAGAUCAAAACUCAACUGUUUCUCAAACCACAAAAAAAGGCACAAAAGUGUCGUCAGAAUUAGCCCCAAAACUCGUUAAUAACCAGAAGAAUGAGUUCGAUGUCUCUUCCCUUCCGGGCUGUCGACUACUAUCGGACAGAGAGAAGAAGCUGUGCUCUACUGUCAAGUUAAGGCCCUCGCAAUACAUCACUUUGAAAACUCUCAUUCUUAAGGAUCACAACCAAAGGGGAACGACAAGCUCUUCAGGCAAAUCGAGUUUAGAAAACAUCGAUAAAUCUACGUGUCGAAGAGUGGAGGGCGUCUUUGAUUUGGAUAAGUUAAGGGUUGGCUAUAAUGACAUCCUAUUGAUCCCGAGCGGCGCUUAUAAUAUCAGAAUUGAGGAGCGAUUUGCUACUAAUAACUAUUUAGCCGUUCGUAAUAUCAAUGGACAGUAUUAUUUGAAUGGGAACUGGAGGAUACAGUUUCCCAAAACCUAUGUAUUCGCGGGAACUACAUUUCAUUACUAUUCCAAACGAAAACCAUUUGGAAUACAGGCGCCCGAAAGUUUACGAGCCGUCGGUCCCUUAACAGAGCCACUCGUAAUAGUCUUGUUAUAUAGGGAGCGAAAUAAAGGCUUAUUUUUCGAGUUCACAGUUCCGGCUGACGCCCAGACCCCUGUCCAACACUCCAUCUAUUCGUGGAUUUACUCGGAUUACUCGCAAUGUAGCCGCACGUGUGGCACUGGUAUUCAAACUCGAAAUGUCCACUGCGUCCGAGUAAUGGAUCACUUGCCGGUCUCAGACUCUCUUUGCGAUUCACUCACGAGACCUGAUAAUAACAGGACCUGUAAUGCUGAUCCCUGUGCCGCCUGGAAAGUAGCCGAAUGGACAGACUGUUUGUGUCAUUUCGAGGUUCAGUAUCGGCACGUAUACUGUCACUCAUCGACUCAGAGCUCAAACGGUGGUAUUCUGGAGGACACUGAAUGUCUUCAACUCAAUCAACCAAAACCAUCGUCUCUACAGAAAUGCGUUCGCGAGACGGAAUGUCCCGUUUGGACGACCGGUGUUUGGGAACGGUGUGACUCAAACUGUGGAAACGGAACUCAAACCCGUGAAGUGAACUGCACUUUGAAAGGAGAGACAGUGAAUGAAUCCCAAUGUGUGGCAACUCUUCGGCCGAUUCAUACACAAGAAUGCAAUGAAAUCCCGUGCGAUGGCGUCGAAUGGUUUGUCACUGACUGGACGUCUUGUGAUAAACAAUGCGGACCUCAAGUGCAGACCCGGAAAGCCAUUUGUGCGGAUGAAAGCGGAACUGCAUUCCCAUCAGAGGCCUGUGGUAUCAGUCGAACUCCAGCCACGAGUCAGUUGUGUACAGAACAGCCCCCGUGUGCUCCUCUUUGGUUCACUUCUGAAUGGAGUAAUUGUAGCGUUGAUUGCGGAGAGGGAUUACAGACUAGACAUGUCUUUUGCGCACAUCUUAACGAUAAGUCAGAGGUGAUCGUCGACAGCGAUAGUGAAUGUGUUUCUGAAAGACCCCAAAAUGUUUCUGUUUGUCGGUUAUCUGAUUGCGAAGGAAUUUGGUUCAGUGCGCCCUACGAGAUGUGCACCGUUCCCUGCAGUGGCGGACAAAUGUCACGAAAAGUGAUUUGUUUCAAUCAAAGCGAUGAAUUAGUUUUGGAUGAAAGCUGUGACACAAGUCUCAAACCGCUUACGAAAGAGGACUGCAAUACGUUUGAGUGCGACGACGACCAGUUGAUUGGUGUUGGCGGCUGUAAAGACACUAAGUCUGGCUGUUGUCCCGAUGGUCUCACUCCCGCUGGCGAUGGCUAUUCUGAAUGUCCGCCAAUUAAUAUGACAGAUGGUUGUAAUGCCACUCAAUUUGGCUGUUGUCCUGAUUUAGAAACCGCUGCUUUCGGACCCUUCCUAAAGGGAUGUCAAGUUUUGUGCAAUUUUACACGGUUUGGGUGCUGUCCAGACGGCUUAUCAAUUGCUAACUCUACUACCUUUGAGGAAUGCCCUCAACCUAUACCCGAAACCACAACAGUUACCACAAUAAUGACUACAACUGAGGAGCCGACUACAACCACAACUACCGAAGUGCCCGUUAAAGUACUGGCCAUUCACGAGACUAAGGAAUGUGACGAAUCCCUCGUCGAGGGCUCGGGAGAGGGAUCGGGUGAGGGCUGUGCUGAUGGCACAGACAUAGGCGAAGGACAAAAGUCUGAGGGAAGUGGAGAUGUGAUUGUUGGCGGAGACAUCACUAACUGUACGGACAGCACGUGUGUCCCUGAAAUCACAACAGAUGUGAUCGAUUGCAAUGCAACUGAAUUCGGGUGCUGUCCCACUGGAAAAAAGGCGGCCACUGGACCUAGGUAUUAUGGCUGCACCUGUGAGGACUUUCCCAACGGCUGUUGUCAAGACAAGUAUACACCCGCUCGGGGACCAGAUUUUGACGGCUGUAUAUGCAGUCGUAUGCUUUACGGGUGUUGUAGUGACGGCGUAACCCCAGCCAUUGGGGCUAAUUAUGAGGGCUGUAGUUGUGAGUCAUCGAUGCACGGGUGCUGUCCAGAUAUGGUUUCUAUAUCCAAAGGACCCAACUAUGCCGGCUGUCCGUGCGAUUCACUCAGUUUUGGCUGUUGUCCGGGCUCUACCAUUCCAGCGACAGGACCUAAGUUUGAAGGCUGUUCCUGUGCUAACACACCAUUUGGUUGUUGUCACGAUGGGGUCACUAUAGCCUAUGGGCCGAAGUUUGAGGGCUGCCCUUCUGGUCCUUCCCUGGACUUGAAACUAGUGUCAGAGGUGUGUGGUCUGAGCAAAGAGAGGGGUUCGUGUCGUAACUUCACAGUCAAGUGGUAUUUCGAUGUGGCCUAUGGAGGCUGUAACAGGUUCUGGUACGGGGGCUGUGAAGGUAACGGCAAUCGGUUCUCAUCUCAAGAGCAAUGCGAGCGCUCGUGUGUCAGUCCAGAAGGGCCUGAGAGGUGCGCUCUGCCCAAAGUGAGCGGUCCCUGCAAUGGCUCCUAUGUCUUGUGGUACUUCAAUCCUGAAGCCAGAAGUUGCGAACAAUUCGUUUACGGCGGAUGUCUCGGCAAUACCAAUAGAUAUGAAACCAAAGAUAUAUGCGAACAGACGUGUGUCCAUCAGGAGACCAUUCUGGACAGGUGUGAACAGCCACCAUCAGUUGGUCCGUGUCGUGGAAACUACGAGCGCUGGCACUACCGAAAAGAGGAGAAUCGUUGUCUGCCAUUCACUUAUGGCGGCUGUAAAGGUAAUCAGAAUAACUUCCAAUCAGAAGAGGAAUGUAGAAACUCGUGUGGCUCUCAAAGUCCGCAAGAAAUCUGUGGCUUCCCGAAGGCAGAGGGACCCUGUUUGGGGUCAUUCCCGCGCUGGUACUUCGAUAGCACUUAUAGUGUUUGCCGUGAAUUCGUGUACAGCGGAUGCGAAGGCAAUAGGAAUCGAUUUGUAGAUAAGAGCGCCUGCGAGAGACAAUGCAAUCAAACCAAAGUGUUGCCCAUUGCCGACAACGUGUGCUCAUUACCCCGGGCAGAGGGUCCCUGUAGAGCAGCUAUCAUUCAAUGGUAUUUCAAUACAAAAUCCGGACGAUGUGAACGAUUUUAUUAUGGAGGCUGUGAAGGGAAUGGCAAUCGUUUUGACGACAGGACAGCGUGCGAGCGGUCGUGUCUUUACGUCCACUCUGACCGCAAUGCCUGCCAUCAGCCCAAAGAGAGCGGCAAUUGCUAUGACUAUAGAGAGCGUUGGCAUUAUGAUGUCGAAGAUAAGAGAUGUCAUCGGUUUUACUACUCUGGCUGUAAAGGCAAUGAAAAUAAUUUCGGUUCAUUUGAAGAGUGCACUCAAAGAUGCGGCCCUUUUACUGUUGUCUCAACUGAACUCUCUGUCCAACACUUCAAAACGGAGUUCUGCUUCAAAUCAUACGAUUCCGGUCCCUGUUUUCAAAACGAGAUCCGAUGGUUCUAUGACAGGACAGACGGUGUGUGCAAAGAGUUUCUCUAUGGGGGAUGUGAUGGCAAUGAAAAUAGGUUCACAUCUCGAAGCGAUUGUGAGGCCAAGUGUUGGAACUCUCAAGACAUUUGCAGACUAUCUAAAGUGGUCGGUUCGUGUUCCGGACGAUUCACUCAAUGGUAUUUCGACGUCAACGCCAAUGAAUGUCUGGAAUUCUUAUUUAGUGGAUGUCAUGGAAAUGCUAAUCGAUAUAACAGUAAAGAGAUGUGUGAAACUCAAUGUCAAAACAGAGGUCCAUACCCGAGCUCUGUGACAGCCCCUACUGCUAACAUCUGUGACCUGCCGCAUGAGGCGGGUGUCUGUAAGGGAUACUUUCCGCGAUGGCAUUACUCACGAGAAGACAAUGCGUGCAAACAAUUCAUUUUUGGUGGAUGUGCUGGAAAUGAGAAUCGCUUUGAGAAUAGAGAAGAAUGUGAAAAUAGAUGUCUGGCCAAGACUUCCAAACCCAUUGAAGGUCCGGGAGUUGACGAUUCCAGCGAAGUUGUGUGUCGUUUGGAUGUGGAGUCGGGGCCGUGUCGUCAGACCGAAGCCUUUUGGUUUUAUGACCCCCAGAGCCAUAACUGUCUUCCAUUUGUUUACGGCGGUUGUAAUGGCAAUAAGAAUCGGUUCAAAACAUAUGAAGUAUGUAUGAGAUUCUGUUCGCAUAUCUCUCCAAUUCAGACACCCAUUCCCACUGAAAUCAAACCAUCGACCAAAUCAUACGACUGUCCGCCGUCUGACUGCGAGGACCAACGCUGUCCUUUCGGUAUCGAUGAGUUUGUGGACGAGAGAGGCUGUAGUGCCUGCCGGUGCUCUAAUCCCUGUUAUGUUUUCCAAUGUCCCGAAGACAAGUCGUGUGCCGUUGAAGUCUAUAGGGCUGAGAGAGGGGAACCCAGAGCUCAACCUGUUUGCAGACUAAGAAAUAAGCCGGGAAUCUGUCCGCCAGAUAUAUCCUCUUCUAAUGUGUUAGCGUCUGAUUGUGUCGAUCGGUGCAGGAAUGACGCCGACUGUCGUGGAGACGACAAGUGUUGUAACAAUGGAUGCGCUGAUAUCUGUGUCUUAGCCGAAGGUAUUACUCCUAAUAAGAGCUUACACUAUGACCCGAAUCAGUUGGGAGGCCACUCAACGCAAACUGAAGUGCUGGCCACUCCUGGCAGUGAUGUAACCAUUGAUUGCUUUCUGCCGACACAAUCGGCGCAAGUGUCUUGGAAUAGAGACGGACAGCCCCUGUAUUUGCUUAACGAAAGGGUUCAGAUCCUCCCAAAUGGUUCGCUUAGUAUCAAGAGUUUGGAGAACGAAGACGCCGGUACUUAUGAGUGCACCACAGAUAAUGUCAAUAUGAUGUACACUAAGCUUACGAUUAACGCCUAUGAUGCCAAUAGUUAUAGGGACGCGGUGGCUACCAUUCCCAUUAAUGUCAACAGUAACAGACCGCUCUCUGGAGAUUGCGAGGACAGCCAAUAUUUUGCCAAUUGUGAGAUUAUAGUGAAGGCCAAGUAUUGCAAUAACCCUCAUUACGCCAAAUUCUGCUGCCGUUCCUGUUUUCUCGCCGGACAGUUGGAAUGUUUAUCCGACAUUCUGUUCAGAUGA